GUUUAACUCAACAACAAAAAGAACAGGAAAAUUUACUAAAAACCCACUUGGAAUCACUGAGUAAACAACAAAAAACUAGUAGUGAGAGCCAAGAAAAAUUGCUCCAAUUAAGGUUAGAUUCCUUCGGGCAAGAAUUAAAAUCGAGCAAAGAAGCUUUAAGUCAAAUUAAUAAUCUCUUACUUACUCCUUUUAAACGAGGUCGGUUAGGUAAUAUUCAACUAGAUCGUUUACUAUCGCUUUACUUACCCAAAGAUGAUAGAAUUUAUCGUUUAGAAUAUACCCUCAAAAAGAAAACAGCCAAAGGCGAGGGUUUACGACCGGAUGCGGUUAUUUUUGGGAUUGAACAAAAGAACAAUUUGGCUAUCGAUAGUAAAUUUCCUUUUGAAAAUUAUCUCUCGGCCGGACAAGAGGGUCUUUCUCCAAUCGAGGAAGAAGAACGAACUAAAAAGUUUAAGGAAAACUUAAAAACCCACAUUAAAAAAAUUGCCGAGUAUAUUUCACUGCUAGACCAUACCAAACAUGUAAUCAUGUUUAUUCCUAGCGAGGUAGUUUUUGCCAAGAUUAACGAACAAAGUUAUUACGACAUAAUUGAAUUUGCUCUGGCUAAGAAAGUUUCUUUGUGUUCGCCAGUUACUUUGGCUAUCAUUGUCAACCAAGUUUUAUGGACUAACCAAAUUCACGAACAAUACCAAACUAUGGAUCAAUCUAAUAAGGCUUUACAAGAGUUCAAUACCAGUGUGGAAAAAAUUGUCAAACACGGAGAAAAAAUUCGGGAAGUUAAGACUGUUCCCAACUUAGUUCAACCGGCCGAACCUUUAGCUUCUUUGCCAGAAAAGUAA
Molecule: messenger RNA, 839 nt
Organism: Racocetra fulgida
Lineage: Eukaryota; Fungi; Glomeromycota; Glomeromycetes; Diversisporales; Gigasporaceae
Source: the annotation of a GenBank genome assembly